AUGGCGAGUUUUCGCGCUUUGGUAAUGGCUGUUUUAGUGUUUUUAGUUGUGUUCUGUUUCUCCAUGGUUAACGCAAACUUCCCACAAAACAUGUAUUUCAAUUGGGGUGCUCAGCAUUCUUCUAUUCCAGGUAAUGGUGAUGAUAUACAACUUGUUUUGGAUCAAACUUCGGGAACCUGUAUUGAGUCAAAGAGGGUGUUUUUAUUCGGGAGCUUUGAAAUGCUAAUCAAGUUGGUUCCAGGGAACUCUGCUGGAACUGUAACAUCGUUUUAUCUGUCUUCUACGGGUGCCAAACACGAUGAGAUUGAUUUUGAGUUUUUGGGGAACUCGACAGGAGAGCCUUACACGGUGCACACAAACAUAUUCCUUCAAGGUCAAGCUAACAGAGAACAGGAGUUCCAAUUAUGGUUUGACCCGACUGCUGAUUUUCACAACUACACCAUUCACUGGAAUCCGACUCAAGUUGUAUGGUAUGUUGAUAAUGUGCCUAUUAGAGUCUUCAGAAACUACCAGAGUGAAGGGAUUCUGUACCCUAACCAACAAGGGAUGUGGGUCUACUCCAGUUUGUGGAAUGCUGAUAACUGGGCCACAAGAGGUGGACAAGUCAAAAUUGACUGGGCUGCUGCACCAUUCGUGGCUAACUACCGUAAGUUCAAGGCUAGAGCAUGUGAGUGGAGUGGGCGUGUUAGUAUUAGCGAGUGUGCCCUUCCCACAGAAGCCAACUGGUGGACAUCUCCUGUUUACAAGCAGUUGACCAUAAGUCAACAGAAUCAGCUCAAACGGGUCAGAGAUAAUCACAUGGGCUACAACUACUGCACAGAUGUCUGGCGUUUUAAUGGAAAGAUGGCUCCCGAAUGCUCUAAGCCACAAUACUAA
Messenger RNA from Erigeron canadensis, 876 nucleotides. RefSeq names its product probable xyloglucan endotransglucosylase/hydrolase protein 26. NCBI's taxonomy places the organism in Eukaryota, Viridiplantae, Streptophyta, Magnoliopsida, Asterales, Asteraceae. Gene Ontology annotation, molecular function: xyloglucan:xyloglucosyl transferase activity; hydrolase activity, hydrolyzing O-glycosyl compounds. Gene Ontology annotation, cellular component: cell wall; apoplast. Gene Ontology annotation, biological process: xyloglucan metabolic process; cell wall biogenesis. The record is from RefSeq and is a predicted model, not a curated record. The transcript is spliced from 3 exons. Bases 1 to 876 code for a protein of 291 amino acids.